UUACUGGCAUGUUCGUAGCAAUUCUUGAAGACUUAUGAACUUCCGUGCUCUAUUGUUAGUUGAUGUUGUAUUCAGAUCGGCAGUGGCUGUCAAAUUUAACAGUUUGCCUGCCUCAGUUUUCGGUCUCCCGCAGUUGUGUAAUAAACCUGUGCUAGCAAAGUCGACACCAAGGCGUUGGGCAACGAGUAUGAGCGACGAUCAAAAACUUGCAGCUGUUCCCGAAGUUGACAUCGACGAUAAUGGACGGUUUAAGUACAUUUUAAUCGAAGUGCACACCGAUAGUGGGAAUUCUAAGCAUGUUGUGAGGGGAUAUGGGUGGGCAGGAUUUCACGCCGAUGUCUAUGACAAAGUUGUGCCUGGAAUCGAAGCACUAGGGCUUGAUUGUGAAUGCAAAGGCGGUGGUAGAAUUGAACACCAUCAAGAAGAAAAGAAAUUAUUAGUUUAUGGAUAUUCUAUUGGUUAUGGAAAAGCUGAUCACUCCAUUACCGUUGAUUUAUUAAAGAGAAAAUAUCCUGAUUAUGAAAGUAUAACAUUUACCAAUGAAGGCUAUUAGUGAUUGGACAUAUUGUAUUUGUGACUGGGUUUAUAGCUUUCGUAAAAUAUACGUGUUUUAGAUAUUUUUCCAAGAUGGUACAAUUAACACAUAAGCACACUGGUUAAUGAAGGAACUCACAUAUAUUGUUCGCUAUUGAACGAAAAUUAAUGUAAGCAGUGUCACUCUCUAAUGUGUAGCAUUGAAAAGGCGGUAGUCGUCGUGCCGUGCAUGUGCGACAUUCAUGUUGAUAAACAUUGAUUUUCCCACAAUCCAAUGCAUUCUUCUAAUGGAAAUCACAAGUAUGAAAUUUGACCUGGGCGUGACUUGCAGUGAUUACUGCCGGUGACUCCUUGGAUACCCUCCAAUCACCUAAAAAAUACCUAAUUAAAGCUUGGUAAUGUCUCACUUUGUAACAGUCAAAGUAACCAUCUAUGUUUAUAUGAGACCCAUAUAUCUCUCUUGCAUGCGUGGCCCGAUGACUACCGUCCUUUAAACUGAUAAAUGAAGGAUAAAUAUUCUGACUUUGGUUCUGGUAAUUCCAACCUGUAGUACGAGAUAUUUGAAUACGUUUGCAAGGCUAGCAAGUUAAAACUAACCAACCUAGGCCGUUAUUAUAGAGGUCUUGGAAAUGUUGGAAAACACACAGAUUCUUAUCUACUGUGUUUAUG
Saccoglossus kowalevskii is the source of this 1203-nucleotide messenger RNA. Its product is annotated as 14 kDa phosphohistidine phosphatase-like. Gene Ontology annotation, cellular component: cytosol. Gene Ontology annotation, molecular function: protein histidine phosphatase activity. Gene Ontology annotation, biological process: peptidyl-histidine dephosphorylation. The record is from RefSeq and is a predicted model, not a curated record. Lineage: Eukaryota; Metazoa; Hemichordata; Enteropneusta; Harrimaniidae.